AUGGCGCGACGGUACGAGAUCGAUGAGCUGAUAUGGCUCCGCGGCUCGCCCCUCGUCGCAAAGCCUCCUGGCCUGCCUCCAAUUGAAGAGUGGAUGCCUCAACCUGACCCAACAACCGCACAACGCAAAACCCAUGGCACCCGUGAUGCCAAUAAUCCGGCUGAAACUGAGGACAUCGUACUCGGCCCCCCGAAAACUGCCUUUGCCUCGUCUCGUAUUGGCGGCAAAGGCUCGUUCGACCUGACGGACCGACCAGCGGCGCGGCCAAACGAUUCCGAUGAAACGAAGAACGACCGAUUCAACUUCAGAGACCGGUUGUUUAAGGACCGCGAUGCCCCGGAUAAAGAGUUAGAUCGACGGGAGGUUAAGCCAGGGCCACUGACUGCCCGGCGUGGUGAGAGAGAAGACUGGAAUGCCGGGCGCCCACGUCGCACAUUCGGCCCGGAUGAGCAGGAGCGCAAGCCCAGACGAAACGGCGAAUUCGACAGAUGGGAAAACAAGGAAGGACCUCGCGAUCCCAACGUUGAACGGGUUCCCCGUGACAAAGAUGGCCGGUUCCCCACUCGGAAAGAAGGACAGCCCCCACGAUCCAAAUACGAAGGAAGCUGGUUCCGCGAUGAGCAGGCCCAAGAGGGCGCUGAUGCUGAUGACGAUAAACCGCCGUUGCGCAACCGAGAAUGGCGCCAAAACCAGACCCGGCACGGCACUGAGCGUGAGUGGAAUCGCGGCGGCAAAUUUGAACAAGAACCUGAAUGGCUGGAUGCCAAUGACCGAGACGAACCACGACGAGCACACACCCAGGAGGACUUUGAGCGCUGGAAAGAACGUAUGAAGGCUGGAUCUGGAUCAUCCGCACAAACCCCGGCACAUGCCGAGGAGAAGAGAGAAGCACAUGUUGAAGAGCAAAAGCCGGAGACUCGCCGUACUGAUGGUGAGAUCUUCAGCAAUUCUGGUGCUCAGUUCAUGUCCGACGAGUCGAUGGAACGAUUCUUCGGGCUCCUGGGUGAUUCGAAGGCUCAGCCUCAGCCUCAGACCCCAGAAGUCAGUACUCCUAUCACUGCCGAUCCAGUCCCCAAAAAGGAACCCUCCCCCUUUCCCGGAAAGCCUGGAAAGUCAUCUCGUUUUGCAGGUCUCUUUAGCCCCAUGCCAGAGAGCCCUGCCAGAGAGCCCGAGCCGAUGCCUUAUUUCAGUGCCCCGCCCCAACCCCAGCAUUAUCAACAGCCGCAGCCGGCGCCUGAGAGUAUGCCUUUCCCGUCGCACAGUGCGGACCAAGAAGGCUUCCAACGCAUUCUGCAGAUGCUUGGUGGACAACGUUCGGAGAAUUCUACGCCUCAUGAGAUGGGUUUGCCCCAGCAGCAACGGAAUAUCUCCAUGAUGCACGCCGAGCAGCAACAUGCCGCCCUAUCUAUGUCAUCUCCCUCCAGGGAACCCCCUCACCGAUCCGAUUAUAUGGGCGCUGGCCCCGAGAAUCCCAUGGCCCAAGUUGGCCCCAAGGAUCCCCAGGCGCUUGAGAGGGCGCACUUGCUUCGUUUGAUGCAGCAAGUCCGAGUCGGACCACCGUCUGCGGGUCAUCUACCCCAGCAGUCUCCCAACCCGGGUAUUGCCCCUCCUCCAGGUCUGAUGCCAGAAGGCAUGCCGCGCCCUCCGCCAGGGCUUUCUGCUCAAAAGACGCCGACUUUCCUCGAUGACCCAGCAAUUGCAAACAUGCAGCGACCAGAUAGCGAGCACCUCCGCCGGCGACCUGCAAAUGGUCCGCCUAUGGGAUUCUUUGACGAUAUGCCGUUCCCUCAGGGCAAUCAAGGCCCCAUGAACCCGGGUGGUCCUAUUACUCCUGGUGGCUCGCGGCCUCCUCAAGGCGCGAACCAGCCUCCCAUGCCGCUCCAGCGACCCCCCGGUCUCGAGCAUCUGCCACCCCCUGGAUGGACUGGCCAGCCGGUCCCGCAGCAGGGAAAUCUACCAAGCCCUAUGGGCCCUCCUCCUGGAAUAUCUACCCCGGGCCGCGGCAUGAACCCCAACUUCCCCCCUGGUAUGCUUCCCAUGCCCGGUAACGCGCCUCCAAUGAAUGAGCGCCAAGGCUUCCCUCGCGGCCUGCCUCCAGGCAUGAUGCCACCUCCGGGUUAUAUGAACGGCCCUCCCCCGGGCUUCCCUCCUAUGCCACCAAACCCUGAGGCCAUGAUGGGACUUGGUCCUGGUGCUCAGGGUCCCUUUGGACCUGGCAACCCUGGCCCACAGGGCCCUCCCCCUUCGUCUAGACACCUCCUGGAGAUGUUCGGUCAGUCCAACGGCGGUGAUGUCCGUGGCGGCAUGGUCGGUCCCGGCCAGUUCAGAUAA
Messenger RNA from Penicillium samsonianum, 2331 nucleotides. RefSeq lists its product as uncharacterized. Bases 1 to 2331 code for a protein of 776 amino acids. The record is from RefSeq and is a predicted model, not a curated record. The transcript has 3 exons. Lineage: Eukaryota; Fungi; Ascomycota; Eurotiomycetes; Eurotiales; Aspergillaceae.